AUGGAUAAACGUCCCCAGAAGAAACACAGUACCUGUAGUUCUUGCUGCUAUGAAGAGGUGAACAGCAUUGAGUGGAAGUUCAUUAACAUGACUGAACAAGAAAAAGAUCUCAUAUACAGAAUGCACAAGCUUGUCGGAGACAGGUGGGGAUUGAGAGCUGGGCGAAUUCCUGAAGAAAUAGAGAGAUUUUGGUUAAUGAGGCACAAUGAAGGGUUUACAGACAGACAAAAAGUAUACAGCAAAAAUAAAUUUUGA
Molecule: messenger RNA, 255 nt
Organism: Ilex paraguariensis (yerba mate)
Lineage: Eukaryota; Viridiplantae; Streptophyta; Magnoliopsida; Aquifoliales; Aquifoliaceae
Source: the annotation of a GenBank genome assembly